This is a messenger RNA of Coffea arabica (coffee), 483 nucleotides long. RefSeq lists its product as uncharacterized. Lineage: Eukaryota; Viridiplantae; Streptophyta; Magnoliopsida; Gentianales; Rubiaceae. The record is from RefSeq and is a predicted model, not a curated record.
AUGGAAGCUUUUCGGGAGGCACUUAGGGAUGCCAACUUGUAUGAUUUAGGUUUUAGAGGUUCUCGAUACACGUGGGUGAGAGACAGGAGUCCUACUUAUCGGAUUUGUGAAAGGUUUGAUAGGGCUGUGGCAUCCCCUGAGUGGCGCUCGCUCUUCCCAACGACUAUAGUACGACAUCUUUCCUCUUCUUGGUCAGACCACGCUCCAAUCUGCAUCUCUAUUAAAUACACUGUAAGUGCUUUCAACAAUAAGAGGAGAAGGAGGGAGACCCGCAAAUUUGAGCAGCUAUGGUUAGGGGAUGAGGAGUGUGAAAGAAAAUUGGUUGAAAAUUGGCAUGGGAUGGGUGCAGGAGAUCCUGUUGCUUCAUUGGUUUCCUGUGCAGAGAAGAACUCUAUUGGAAGCAACGAUCAAGAGUCUCUUGGCUACAAGAAGGUGACCGAAACACUUAUUAUUUCCAUCACAAAGCCAGUUAGCGAAGAAUGA